GGCCCGGGCGGGCAGGAGGGGCGGCGGGCGCCCGGCGGGAGCGGGAGCGCAGCCAUGCCCCGGGCCGCCUCCCGGGCAGCAGCAGCGGCGGCCGGGGGCGGCGGGGGGCGCGCGGCCCGGGCGGGACGAUGAAGCGGCAGAACGUGCGCACGCUGGCGCUCAUCGUGUGCACCUUCACCUACCUGCUGGUGGGCGCCGCGGUGUUCGACGCGCUGGAGUCGGAGCCGGAGCUGAUCGAGCGGCAGCGGCUGGAGCGGAGGCAGGAGGAGCUGCGGGCGCGCUACAACCUCAGCCGCGGCGGCUACGAGGAGCUGGAGCGCGUGGUGCUGCGCCUCAAGCCGCACAAGGCCGGCGUGCAGUGGCGCUUCGCCGGCUCCUUCUACUUCGCCAUCACUGUCAUCACCACCAUCGGCUACGGCCACGCGGCACCCAGCACGGAUGGCGGCAAGGUGUUCUGCAUGUUCUACGCGCUGCUGGGCAUCCCGCUGACGCUCGUCAUGUUCCAGAGCCUGGGCGAGCGCAUCAACACGCUGGUGCGCUACCUGCUGCACCGCGCCAAGCGCGGACUGGGCAUGCGCCGCGCCGACGUGUCCAUGGCCAACAUGGUGCUGAUCGGCUUCCUGUCGUGCGUCAGCACGCUGUGCGUGGGCGCCGCCGCCUUCUCCUACUACGAGCACUGGACCUUCUUCCAGGCCUACUACUACUGCUUCAUCACUCUCACCACCAUCGGCUUCGGCGACUACGUGGCGCUGCAGAAGGACCAGGCGCUGCAGACGCAGCCGCAGUACGUGGCCUUCAGCUUCGUCUACAUCCUCACGGGGCUCACGGUCAUCGGCGCCUUCCUCAACCUCGUGGUGCUGCGCUUCAUGACCAUGAACGCCGAGGACGAGAAGCGCGACGCCGAGCACCGCGCGCUGCUCACGCGCAACGGGGGGGCGGGGGGCGGGGCCGGCGGCGCGGGGGGCGGGGCCGGCGGCAGCGUGCACACCAGUGACACCGCCUCCUCCGCGCCGGCGGCUGGGGGCGGCGGCGGCGGCGGCGGCGGCGGCGGCGGCGGCGGCGGCGGCGGCGGCGGCGGCUUCCGCAACGUGUACGCGGAGGUGCUGCACUUCCAGUCCAUGUGCUCGUGCCUGUGGUACAAGAGCCGCGAGAAGCUGCAGUACUCCAUCCCCAUGAUCAUCCCGCGGGACCUCUCCACCUCCGACACGUGCGUGGAGCACAGCCACUCGUCGCCGGGCGGGGGCGGCCGCUACAGCGACACGCCCUCCCGCCGCUGCCUGUGCGGCAGCGGGGCCCCGCGCUCCGCCAUCAGCUCGGUGUCCACCGGCCUGCACAGCCUGUCCACCUUCCGCGGCCUCAUGAAGCGCCGGAGCUCCGUGUGACCGCCCCCCGGGGGCUGGGGGCCGGGGGCCGGGGGCGAGAGGAGGCCCUCGGGGGGGUGCCUCCCACGCCCCCUUCUCCUACUGUGCCUGCUCGCCCCGGCCCCAGGAGCCUCUCCGCUCCCUAUACGCACCCUGCAGAUUCCUAUCAAUGUGAAAUUUGGGGGUGGGUGGGGGAAGGGCGGAAGGCAGAAGCGGGGCAGCCCCCCACCCCCUUGGCAACCUAAGGAGCGCCCCCCACACGUCCUUGGUCCUCGGAGGCCCUGCUGUAGCCAGCCCUCCACGCCCGACCACCCUUCCCAGCCCUGUCCAGAGGAGCCUUCGAGUUCCCCGUACGUUUGCAUCUCUAUUUAUACCUCCCUCUCGCCGGGUCUCCCACCUUCCCCAGGCUCCAGAAGCCGGGGUGUCUCUGUCCGGAUCACGCCCUCCCCACCUGGUCCCACCCCCCUCCCGCGCCCCCAGCUGUUCUCCCCCACCACCACCACCUUGUGUGGUUUUGCAUGGCUUCGCAUAACCGACCAAGUGGGAGCGCUCAGCGUUCUCCAAAGCUAGUCGCCCGCGGGGCAGGCAGAAGACCGACCUCAGGUGAGGUCGGGCCUCGGAAAUGACACAGAAAAGUCCGCCUUGCCUGUUAGAAGGACCCCUCAGCAUCUACACCACCUGCUACAGUCAGGGAAGUUCUUGGGAUCCUGCAGGCUGUUGUGGGGGGGGGGGAAGGCCUGGAGCAGGGGUUGCAGGGAUAGGGGAGCUGGGGGGCCAAGCAGCCCUCUGGGCCCACAGCCAGUGGUGGUACUGAGUCCCAAGAAGUUAAAGAUGAGCUCAGGCAGCAUUUGGGGGGCUUGGGCCUGAAAAGACCUCUCAAGCUCGGCCGUGUACUCCAGACCCAGAGCCCCUUGGAAAGAAGAAGCCUGACUCAGCCUCUCCCCAGCUGUCCCCAGCUGUCCCCAGCUGGCAGAACCACAGGCGAGCAGGGCUCAGCACUCAGCACCCGAGUGCCCUCUGCGUGUAUGUUGGGCUGAGGGGCAGCUUGAGCUGCCUCUGUCCUGUGUGUGACCCUGCCCUCGAGGGGUCUUGUCCUGUCCGUCAGUCCCGAGGGAACCACAACCAAAGCUGCAGGGAGGUGGCAGGGAGGGGCCUGGCUGGGUCUUCCCCUGGGGGAGGGGUAAAGGGCCCAUGUGUGUCCCCCCCACCCCUGCCCCACUGCAGGCAGCCUUUCUGCUUCCCCAAUGCCUUACGCCUGGGCACACUGCCACAGAAUAUGCAAUACGUGUGGGUGCCACACCCACAGCCCACCCGGGUAGCCCUCAGCCCCCAGAGGCUGUGGCCACCACGGCCCUCCUGUCAGCCCUCCACCCACCCACCUAUCUUCACUCUGAGAAUGGCGCCUAAUAAAUGCUGUCCAUGGAGACCAGG
This is a messenger RNA of Erinaceus europaeus (western European hedgehog), 2792 nucleotides long. RefSeq names its product potassium two pore domain channel subfamily K member 3 (gene KCNK3). Gene Ontology annotation, molecular function: open rectifier potassium channel activity; potassium ion leak channel activity. The record is from RefSeq and is a predicted model, not a curated record. Gene Ontology annotation, cellular component: membrane. The transcript has 2 exons. Gene Ontology annotation, biological process: potassium ion transmembrane transport; stabilization of membrane potential. Lineage: Eukaryota; Metazoa; Chordata; Mammalia; Eulipotyphla; Erinaceidae. Bases 129 to 1382 code for a protein of 417 amino acids.